Messenger RNA from Erythranthe guttata (spotted monkey flower), 1209 nucleotides. Its product is annotated as Haloacid dehalogenase-like hydrolase (HAD) superfamily protein. NCBI's taxonomy places the organism in Eukaryota, Viridiplantae, Streptophyta, Magnoliopsida, Lamiales, Phrymaceae. The record is from RefSeq and is a predicted model, not a curated record.
CCUCCCUCUCUCUCUCUCUCUCUCUCUCUCUCUAUUGUGUAAUAAAGGGUUCAUUCAUUCAAAUUCUGAUCAAUCAAGAUGGAGUACAUGCAAGUUCAGACGCCGAAAUACGAUUGCCUCCUAUUCGAUCUUGAUGACACCCUUUACCCUCUAAGUACCGGUCUACAAGCAGCAGUUCUUACAAACAUCCAAGCUUAUAUGAUUGAAAAAUUGGGUGUCGAAGAGAGCAAAAUACCCGAUUUGUGUGAUCUUCUGUACAAAAACUAUGGCACCACAAUGGCUGGUCUUAGGGCAAUUGGCUAUGAUUUUGACUAUGAUGAGUACCAUAGCUUUGUCCACGGCAGAUUACCGUACGAGAAUCUAAAACCGGACCCCGUUUUGAGAAGCCUUUUGUUAAGCUUACCCAUCCGAAAAGUCAUAUUUACGAACGCUGAUAGGGUACACGCGGUCAAGGCGUUGACUAAACUCGGCCUAGAAGACUGCUUCGAAGGGAUCCUCUGUUUCGAGACACUUAACCCUACACACAAGAACACCGCAUCGGAUGAUGAAGAUGAUCUCGAGUUUCUAGGGUCAACGGAACCUUCUAGAAAAUGUUCUAAUGCCGAAAUCUUCGACAUAAUUGGACAUUUUUUAAAACCCGAUGCAGGAUCAGCUACUUUGCCUAAGACUCCGAUUAUUUGUAAACCAUCGGAAUCUGCCAUCGAAAUGGCUCUUAAAAUCGCCAACAUUGAUCCACAUCGAACCUUGUUCUUUGAGGACAGUGUUCGAAAUAUUCAGUCCGGAAAACGUGUAGGUCUCGAUACAGUACUGGUUGGAAAAGCGCAGAGGGUGAAAGGAUCGGAUUACGCGUUGGAAAGUAUACAUAAUCUGCGAGAAGCAAUACCGGAGCUUUGGGAAGGUGAUAAAGUUACCUACACGGGGGUUGCGGUUGAGGCUGCUUCCGUGACAGCUUAUAGCUUAGCUUAGCUUAACUUAAUGAGAGAACAAUCUUUCUUUGGUCUCUUUCAUCAAAAUAACCGUGUAAUUAAUCAUUUAUUCUGCUGCUGCUGCUGCUGCUGUCAUCAAUCAAUUCAUGUAUAAAUUAUAUUCCUUUUGUUGCAAUAAUAUGUGGGUGAUUUGAUUUAUCACGAAAUCAAGAAACGGGCACGCAAAGUAUGUGUAUACAUAUAUUCCUUCUAUUUUUGAAAUAAGUGAUUAUGGUUAUGAUUA